Molecule: messenger RNA, 1374 nt
Organism: Medicago truncatula (barrel medic)
Lineage: Eukaryota; Viridiplantae; Streptophyta; Magnoliopsida; Fabales; Fabaceae
Product: zinc finger CCCH domain-containing protein 20
Exons: 1
Coding region: 136-972 (278 amino acids)
Molecular function (GO): metal ion binding
Source: RefSeq, a predicted model, not a curated record
UAAAUUUUUCAAACCACAUACAUAGGCACAUGAUAUUAUUCAUUUCUUUCUAUAUAUAGCUAGCUACACGAGUCACACUGCAAUCAAUUACUCCUCUCAGUCACUCAUACACCAUUCCUUAAUCCAUCCGAAACCAUGAUCAAAAUUCCAAACCUUAAAAUCCCUGAGUGGAACACAACACAAUACGAGGAAGUAACAUUCUCCAACCAUUUCAUUUCAAACGACAUAGACAUACACACUUCAUGCAUGACUGAAGAUUUCGACUUACCAAUCCAUGUUUUCUCAACUGACCAAUUCCGAAUGUUCGAAUUCAAGGUUCGAAAAUGCCAACGUGGUAGGUCCCAUGACUGGACGGACUGUCCAUACUCUCAUCCCGGUGAAAAAGCUCGCCGGAGAGACCCUCAAAAAUACAAUUAUUCCGGCAAUCCUUGCCCGGAGUUUCGCAAAUUAGGAAACUGCACCAAAGGUGAUUCUUGCCACUUCGCUCAUGGUGUUUUUGAAUGCUGGCUUCAUCCUUCUCGUUACAGAACUCAGCUUUGUAACGACGGAACCCUUUGCCGGAGACGAGUUUGUUUCUUUGCUCAUACCAUUGAUCAACUCCGUGUCUCAAAUAACGCUUCACCGGAAUCAUUUGUUUCAUCUCCUACCUCAGUUCUUGAUUCUUCUCCAAGAAAAUCUCGAUACGGUGUCCCACCGGUGAACGUGAGGGAAUUAGUUGGCUUCAUGAGGAGUGUUAGGGUUGAUGAAUGGAGUCCGGUGUCUAAGAUGGGUUCUGUGUUUGGUUCUCCACGACCACGAGGUGGUUUUUUGAGUCUUCCAUCAAACUAUGAAGGGGUUGGUAUGGAGAGGGUGGAAUCAGGAAGAGAUCUUAGAGCCAAAAUCUAUGAGAAAUUUGGUAGGUUGAACUCAAACGAUGGUGUUGUUUCGGUCCCUGUCCCUGAUAUUGGAUGGGUUGCGGAACUUGUUAACUGAAUCUGGAUGGAAGAGUAUGAUUUUACUUUGUAUAGUUGAAUGAUGCAAAAAGAAAUAAAACAGCUCUCUGUGCAUUGUUGAGGAGUAUGGCAUUUUGGUGUCUCUAUAUCUGUUUUCUUAAUUCCUUUUGACAUUUAGGUUUCUUCUUGUAUUAAGGAUUUGUUGAAGAUUGGGUGGCAUUUGAUUUUGUUCAUCAGUUCAUUGUUUUGUUUUCUUCCAUUAACUUUGUAUUCUUGUCUCCAUUUUCUGUUUUUUUUUUUUUUUUUUUUUUUUUUAUGUCUAUGGGUCACCGGAAGAACUUGAAGAAUGAUGUAUAAUGUAUUUAUGCGUUCUUUUUCUUUCAGAAAUGAAUAUAAUGCACAUGGAAGCUGACAACUAGGGUACCCAUGGAAGAAUGGUGGA